GUCGAUGCAAGAUGAGGUGGUUGGGGUGUAGGAGGUCUUGGGGGUUGCGUAAAGGUGGCGCAGUUUCAAGGAUCUUGAGUACUUGUGAAGUAUACAUGGACGACACUACUCUGCGCAGACUGCAGGUAUCAUGAGGCCUAGGUUCGAUCUCCCCUGAAAUUUGUCCCCUUUCUUGUCGUUAGCAUCGCGAUCGCCGUACCGAUACAAUUUACGACGACCUUGAAUCCGAACAGUAAAUCGACACCACCGCGCAUCGCGUGCACUCAUCUGGACAGCGAGAUUGCUUGCAAGAAACUCGAGGUCCCGAUCACCCAUCGAAACUCUGUCACAACAUCGUCAAAUAAUCUGUUCUCUACCACCAUUAUAGGCUUUGGCUCGCUCAUCUCGUCGGAAGGACGCCAGAUACAAAAGAUCAUGGACGCCAAAGGGAAAGAGAUCACCACAGGAUCAGAGAAGUCAUGGUUGACAUCAGAUUUCCAAGUGGUGUUGUGGUUCGUACUGUUAUGUUGUUUGUUUGAAGGCAUCGCAACAGGAUUUCGAUGGUGGCGAGGACCUCCAAGACUGGUGACAGAGCGGAGAAGAGUGGACAAAAAGACCGACAGGAGAGGCCCUGAGAAGGUCGACGAGACGGAUGAAGAUGAUGAGGACAACAUUCCAGUCCUUUGAUAGCGAGGCUGUCGUGUAACAGUAUAGAAAUGUUCUUGCU
Messenger RNA from Macroventuria anomochaeta, 706 nucleotides. RefSeq lists its product as uncharacterized. NCBI's taxonomy places the organism in Eukaryota, Fungi, Ascomycota, Dothideomycetes, Pleosporales, Didymellaceae. The record is from RefSeq and is a predicted model, not a curated record. The transcript is spliced from 2 exons. The coding region runs from base 415 to 666 and encodes 83 amino acids.